Molecule: messenger RNA, 7655 nt
Organism: Cynoglossus semilaevis (tongue sole)
Lineage: Eukaryota; Metazoa; Chordata; Actinopteri; Pleuronectiformes; Cynoglossidae
Gene: dysf
Product: dysferlin, limb girdle muscular dystrophy 2B (autosomal recessive)
Exons: 57
Coding region: 749-7111 (2120 amino acids)
Biological process (GO): plasma membrane repair; macrophage activation involved in immune response; negative regulation of phagocytosis
Cellular component (GO): cytoplasmic vesicle; membrane; T-tubule
Source: RefSeq, a predicted model, not a curated record
GUUCAGCCAUUUUUUUCAGGAAUAUCAGAUUGGAAAAUUAUCAGGAUUAGCGAUGAGAGAGAGAGAGAGAAAGAGAGAGAGAGAGAGAGAGCUAGGUAAAGAAUGAACUGUGUGGCUCUGCAGCAGGAAACAGGCAAAAGAGCAGGAGAUAGGAGAGGAAAAGUCAGCAGGAAACACUCAGGUUUCCUCUGGACAUGAAUUCCCCACACAUUCACUGGCUGACUUUUCUCAGGAGCACAGGGAGAACACAGCCACUUCAUCCCGACCUCCUCACUGGAAGAAGACGCUCCUGUUUUCUGGACUUAAAGCGAUGGUCAAUACCUUAGAGCUAAUUUAAAUUGGAGGAAAAAAUUCUAACCUUUUAUGUUUAAACCGUACUCUGCAGUUUUUUUAAGAAUUCAAUGGAAAAGAUCAUCAAAAGAUCAUUUUGAUUUCCCUGAAACAUUUUGUCGGUGCCGUCCACCAAUCUGAGGCCGAGUUUUGUUUUCAAACUUCGGAUAUUGAACAUUUGCUGCUCAACAGCACUUUUAAAGCUCAGUUAAACUUUGGAAAGUGUCGUAAAGUUUCACGGUAUUAUCUUAUUAUUAUCUAUAUUUUUCUUAUUUGUUUUUUCCUAUAAGUGUUGGUCCGAACUGUUCUGGUCAUGUGAGUUACUUUUAUCAGUAGCUGACCUCAGAAAAGUCGGAAAAUAAAAACGACUUUUGUACAAAGUUUACCUGAGUGAGGGUUUUUGAGGAAUUCUGGGAUCAUGCUGCGAUGCCUUGUACAGCGAGCCAACAACCUGAGCCACUCCCACCCACUGGCUGGUGUCAUCUUCAGAGGGUCAAAGAAGAAGACCAAGGUCAUCAAGAACAAUCCCAACCCUGUGUGGAACGAGGGUUUCGAGUGGGACCUGAAGGGGAUUCCUCUGGACUCUGCAGCCGAGCUUCACUGCGUGGUCAAAGACCAUGAGAAGAUGGGUAGAAACAGGUUUCUGGGAGAAUGUCGGCUUCCUCUCAGAGAUGUUCUCAACUCUCCAGGUCUUGCUGCUUCCUUCACCAUCUCCCUGCUGGACACCAAGAAGAACAACACCGGGGCCACACUGACUCUCCAAGUGUCCUACGUCCCUCCUCCUGGGUCACUUCCUCCCUUCCUGCCUCCUUCUCAUCUGGAGACUCCGUCUCACAUCAACCCAGGGGUGGAAAUGGACACAGUCACUAUGAUUUCUCUGGACACUCUGGGGGAGGAGGACACUGAAAGCAUCCUGAUGGUGGAACCUCCAGAGGAUCAGGGACCAGACGACGGGCGCUCCAUGGUCAUCGUUGGCCCUCAGGGGCCACCAGGAAAGGAGUCACCCACGACCCAGAUGCCCAAACGCUCCCCGCCUUCUUACAAUGCCCAAAGUGGGCUGAAGAAGAGGAGGAGAGGAGGAGGUGGGCAGCAGAAGGCUCUGCCCAAUAAACCACAGGACCUGCAGGUCCGUGUUCGGGUCAUCGAAGCCCGUCAGUUACCAGGCAUCAACAUCAAACCUGUGGUCAAGGUAACAGUCUCUGGGCAGUCUCGGAGGACGCGCAUCAAAAAAGGCAACAACCCGUUUUUUGAUGAGACCUUCUUCCUGAACUUCUUUGAGACUCCCUCAGAUCUGUUUGAUCAGCCCAUCUUCAUCACAGUGUGUGACUCUCGCUCUCUUAGAACGGACGCUGUCAUUGGUGAAUUUAAGUUGGAUGUCGGCACCAUUUACAAUGAACACAGACACUGUUUCUUGAGGAAAUGGCUGCUGUUGUGUGACCCUGAUGACCUUUCAGCCGGUGUCAGGGGUUAUCUGAAGGUCAGCCUGUUUGUUUUAGCAGCAGGUGACGAGCCUCCGGCUGACAAACGGGAGUGUGUAGAGGAUAAAGAGGACAUUGAGGGAAACCUGCUGAGACCGGCCGGUCUGUCUCUGAGAGGAGCCACCUUCACCUUAAAAAUCUUCAGAGCUGAAGAUCUGCCUCAGAUGGACGACGUCUUCAUGGACGGGAUGAGGCAGAUCCUGGGCUUUGACAGCAACAGGAAGAACUUGGUGGAUCCAAUGGUGGAGAUCAACUUUGCUGGAAAAACUAUCUGCACCAAGAUCCUGGAGAAAAACGCCAACCCUCAGUGGAACCAAAGUCUGACUCUGCCCAUCAGGUUUCCGUCCAUGUGUGAGAAGAUGAGGAUCAGACUCUUGGACUGGGACAGAGCCAGUCAUAAUGAUGUCAUCGGUACCACUCACCUCUGCAUGUCCAAGAUCUCUGCUCCUGGAGGGGAGAUAGAUGACGAGUCCGGCCUUCGCAGCGUCCACUCUGGCAUCGACGACAGCCUGGGUUUUCUGCCCACGUUCGGCCCGUGUUUUGUAAAUUUGUAUGGAAGCCAACGGGAGUUCAGUGUCUUCAACGACCCACACGAGGCACUAAACCUGGGAAAAGGUGAAGGUGUAGCCUACAGAGGUCGACUUCUGCUGGAGCUCAGCACCAAGCUGGACCAGAAACCGGAGCAGAGGAGCGAGGACAUUUCACCAGACCAUCUACUGGUGGUGGAGAAGUUCCUGAGGAAGAGGAAGUUCUCGCUCUUCGUGGAGUUCUACUCGGCCACGCUGCUGCAGGACGUGGACCACGCCGUCCAUUUUGAGGUCAGCAUCGGAAACUACGGCAACAAGUUUGACUACUCCUGUCUGCCUCUGGCCUCCACCACCCAGUUCAGUCGAGCCGCGUUCGACGGCUGCGUUUAUUACUACCUACCAUGGGGAAACGUGAAGCCCGUGGUGGUCCUGUCGUCAGAGUGGGAGGAUGUGACUCCGAGGAUCAAGGCUCUGAACAUGCUGCUCAACAUCAUAGACAGACUGGAAUCAAACCUGCAGCGAGUUCAGUUGGAGGUAAGAACCGGAAGUGACAUGGAGGAGGUGGAGCUUCGGGUAGUGGAGCUGCUGGAUCAGGUGAUCACAGACUGCAGUCAGGACCUGCCCUCUCUGGACCUGUGGUCCUGCACCACCCCUCUGGACCGCUCCCUCAGACACGUCCGGACCCUACACCUGCAGCAGAUCCUAGCAGCUGCUCUGGCUCUCAAAGAGGGCUCAGAGACGGAGCUGUCCACGGUCCUGGAGCAGGCUGAGGACUGGCUCAACAGGUUCAGGACCAUGGCUGAGGAGCCUCAGAACAGUCUUCCAGACAUCGUGGUGUGGAUGCUGCAGGGUGACCACAGGGUGGCGUACUAUCGCAUCCCUGCACACACAGUGAUAUAUUGCCAGGAGUAUUCUGGGAAAAACUGUGGAAAGCUGCAGAACGUCUUCUUGAAGUACCCACAAGGCAGUGGGGCAGAGGCUAAACUUCCAGGUCAGCUGAGGAUCAAGGUCUGGUUUGGAUUGGCCGCAGAUGUCAAAAACUUCAACCAAUACGCUGAGGGAAAACUAUCAGUGUUUGCUGAGACGUAUGAGAACCAGACGAGGCUGGGCCUGGUGGGCAGUUGGGGUACUACAGGUCUGACCUACCCCAAGUUCAGUGACAUCACAGGACGAGUCAAACUGUCCAAAGAGAGUUUCAAACCUUCACCAGGCUGGACCUGGGCUGGGGAGUGGUUCAUCAGUCCAGAGAGGACACUGUUGUUUGAUGUGGAUGCCGGUCACAUGACGUUCACCGAGGAAGUCUUUGAGAACCAGAUGAGGUUACCAGCAGGACAGUGGAUUGGAAUGACGGAAGGAUACACAGAUGUGAACGGUGAAAAGGCGGUGCCAAAGGAUGAGGUGGAGUGUCCGCCUGGGUGGGUGUGGGAGGAGGUGGAGUGGAGUGAGGAUCUGAACAGAGCUGUGGAUGAUCAAGGUUGGGAGUACGGCAUCACCAUCCCUCCAGACCGUCGUCCAAAGUCCUGGGUUCCAGCAGAGAAGAUGUACCACACUAACAGACGCAGGCGAUGGGUUAGAAUGAGACGAAGAGACCAGCAGAAGAUGGAGGCUCUGAGGAAGCAGCAGCAGCAGCAGCAGCAGCGUCCUGAUGAGUCGGAGCGGGAAGGUUGGGAAUACGCCUCCCUGUUUGGAUGGAAGUUCCACCUGAAGCCCAGGAAGACAGACAGUUUCAGGAGGAGACGCUGGAGGAGAAGGAUGGAGCCUCUGGAGAAGACGGGCCCGGCGGCCAUUUUUGCUCUGGAAUGUUCUUUGAGCAGCAUCGAAGACAGAACUGAUGAUAGAUCAGUGACGACCACGUUUGGAGUCAACAGACCAACUAUCUCCUGUUUCUUUGACCGAGGCAGUCGGUACCAGCUGCGGUGUUACCUGUAUCAGUGCAGAGAUCUGUUGGCCAUGGACAAAGACAGUUUCUCAGAUGCCUACGCCAUCGUGUCCUUCCUCCAUCAGUCCCACAGAACAGUGACGGUGCGGAACUCCCUGAAUCCCAUCUGGGACCAGACUCUCAUCUUCUAUGAGGUGGAGAUCUUUGGAGAUCCUGAAGCCAUCUCGGCCAACCCUCCCAACGUGGUGGUUGAGCUGUAUGACGAAGAUUCUUACGGAGCAGAUGAGUUCCUUGGCCGCUGCAUUUGUCAGCCCUCUCUCACCUCCAGUCCACGUCUGAGCUGGUUCCAGAUUCGUCACGGUGACAGAAAUGCUGGCGAGCUGCUGGCUGCGUUUGAGCUCAUUCCCAGAGAGAAGCCUGCAAUUCACCACAUUCCAGGACAGGAGGGAGACAUCACCACCUCCACCCAUGUUCUGGAUGAGUUUCUGUUUUCGGGAUUUCCCUCUGAAAACCUGCAGCAGUGGCCGGACGAGUCAGACGUCCCAUUCCUGCCUCCUCAAAGAGAACCAAACGUCUUCAUGGUUCCCCAGGGAAUCAAACCAGUUCUUCAGAGAACCGCUAUCGAGAUCUUAGCGUGGGGCGUCCGAAACCUGAAGAGUUUCCAGUUAGCCAGUGUUACCUCUCCCAGCCUGCAGGUGGACUGUGGAGGCACAGUUGUCCAAAGCUGUGUCAUCCGCAGCAUGAAGAAGAAACCGAACUUUGACGUCAACACACUGCUACUGGACGUGCAACUUCCGUGCGAGGAGCUCUACAUGCCUCCUAUUGUCAUCAAAGUCAUUGACAACCGUCAGUUUGGGAGGAAACCUGUGGUUGGUCAGUGCACUGUUCGCUGUCUGGAGGAAUACCGCUGCCACCCAGAGGAGCAGGGAGGAGCUGCAGCUAUGGAGGAGGAAGAGGACGAUGAGACAGGAUGGAGACGAGAAACGAAUCAGCUGAUACCAGGAGACGCUUUUAUUGACAUCGAUGACCAGGAGCCGCUGGUUUCUGAACAGGCUGAAGAGUCCAUGGACUGGUGGAGUAAGUUCUACGCCUCCACUGGAGAAAAGAACAAGUGUGGAAGCUACCUGGAGGAAGGCUACGACACGUUAAAGGUGUUUGACCGUGAACUGGAGAAGGUGGAGGGUUUUGAAGGUCUCUCGGACUUCUGUCAGACCUUCAGGUUGUACAGAGGAAAGACUCAGGAUGAAGGAGAAGAUCCAUCAGUGGUCGGAGAGUUCAAGGGUAUGUUUAAGAUCUACCCUCUCCCUGAAGACCCCAACGCCUCGGCUCCACCCAGACAGUUCAGGAAACUGCCUCCCAACGGAAUUGAAGAAUGUUUGGUCCGAGUCUAUGUGAUCCAGGCUGACGGACUGCAGCCUAAAGAUGCCAAUGGAAAGUGUGAUCCCUACGUGAAGAUUGCCCUUGGAAAAAAGACCAUCGACGACCAUGAGAACUACCUGACCUCUACCCUGGACCCUGUCUUUGGAAAGAUGUUUGAACUCACCUGCUCCCUCCCUCUGGAGAAAGACCUGAAGGUGAUGCUCUAUGAUCAUGACAUGCUGACCAGAGACGAGAAGAUCGGCGAGACCGUGAUUGACCUGGAAAACCGCUUCCUCUCCAAAUAUGGAGCCAUGUGUGGUCUGCCCCAGUCUUACUGUGUGACCGGCGUGAACCAGUGGCGUGAUCAGCUGACACCACGGCAACUGCUGUGUCGAGUGUGUGAGCGGAGAAACCUGUCCAAACCACGGUACCAGGACAACGCAGUCUUAUUCAGAGGAGUCCGUUACACAGCUGCUGACCUGGAUGACAGGGGGGAGUCCCGACGUCAUCUGGGUCCGUUAAAAGAACGCCUCUCUCUCCACAUCCUGAGGAAACUCACUUUGGUUCCUGAACAUGUGGAAACCAGACGUCUGUUCAGUCCAACACAGCCCGACAUACAGCAGGGCCGUCUGACAAUGUGGGUGGAUCUUUUCCCCAAAUCUCUGGGUCCACCUGGACCGCCGUUUGACAUCACUCCUCGAAAAGCCAAGAAGUUCUUCCUGCGCUGCAUCAUCUGGAACACCAGUGACGUCAUCCUGGAUGACGUCAGCAUCAGUGGGGAGAAGAUGAGUGACAUCUACGUCAAAGGGUGGUUGGAUGGACAUGAGCAUAACAAACUGAAGACGGAUGUCCACUAUCGCUCCCUGGGCGGAGAAGGAAACUUCAACUACAGGUUCCUGUUUCCCUUCAACUAUUUACCUGCAGAGCAGCUGAGUGUCCUGGACAAGAAGGAACACUUCUGGAGCAUGGAUAAAGUGGAAACUAAAGUGUCUCCUAAAUUGACCAUCCAGAUCUGGGACAAUGACAAGUUCUCCUUCGACGACUACCUUGGUCACCUGGCGCUGGACCUGAACCACAUGCUGCGUCCUGCCAAGUCUGCAGACAAGUGUGGCCUUCAGCUUCUGCAGCAGCCCACGGACAAACUGGUGUCUCUGUUUGAGCAGAGGACAGUGAGAGGAUGGUGGCCCUGCAGCUGUGACAGGGACGGAGACAAGAUCCUGGCUGGCAAAGUGGAGAUGACUCUGGAGAUGGUGACGGAGCAGGAGCAGGAGGAGCGUCCUGCUGGACUGGGCAGAGAUGAACCCAACAUGAACCCACACCUGGAGGACCCUCAACGUCCUGAGACCUCUUUCCUCUGGUUUUCCUCGCCGUACAAAACGCUGAAGUUCAUCUUGUGGAGACGUUUUAAGUGGCUGAUCCUCCUCUUCAUCCUCCUCUUCCUGCUCCUGCUCUUCCUGGGUGUCUUCCUCUACUCCUUCCCUAACUACGCUGCCAUGAAGAUGGUUGGACCUUUUGGACCAGCAAAGACCUCACAGUGAUGAAGACGGAGUCUCUGCUCCUGCUCCUUGUGCUGCUCCUGUUUGUUUCUUUAUCCUGUCUCCUUCCUGACCCUCAGACCAUGUGACCUGGCUCUGACUGCAGACUCGUUUCCUCGUAUAUUUUUGGAUUUUCUGGUCGAAGUUUCAGAUCAGAUCUCAGCAGGUGUCGCCCUCACGUGUUCUCCUCCCUCUCCUCCCUCUCCUCUGCCGUCUCCUACCUCUUUCCGCUACUGCUUUCAUCAUCUUCACUCACAGUAAAAACCUCAGAGUAAAGAGAAUGACAGAGUGAGGAGUAACUGCUUGAUCUCCCUGCCUCCUGCUGCUAUUCAGAGGAGCAGCAGGAGUUCAGAAAAGGAGAUCCAAACACCUCCAAAAGUUUAGCUUUGGAAUAUUAAAGAAGAGGGAGAAAAACAAAAUACUGUCAGACUCCUCCUGUCCCAGGUCUCCCCUGUUUCCUCCUCUCUUCUCCUCCUCAUUUCAGCCUCAUUUCUCUGCUCCUCUGCUUCAUCCUGAUCCUUGUCUUCUUUUUCUGUCUCAUCUUCCU